Molecule: messenger RNA, 1727 nt
Organism: Sinocyclocheilus anshuiensis
Lineage: Eukaryota; Metazoa; Chordata; Actinopteri; Cypriniformes; Cyprinidae
Product: protein mab-21-like 1
Exons: 1
Coding region: 640-1719 (359 amino acids)
Source: RefSeq, a predicted model, not a curated record
AAAUAGCCUAAAUAAUAACAGGCAUAAUCUGUAUCUAAUAAGAAUAGCAGGAAAGCCGUAUAUGUCGCGAAUAAACCUGUAUCUUCUCCCUCCAAAGUGUAGGUGUGUUUCCACCGGACGAUUUGGUUGUGUAUAAAAGCGGAGGAUUAAUCUGUCGUCAAAAAACUGAAGGCAGUGACGACUCGGGCCGUGAUUGGACGAGCUCCUCUCAAACCCUCCCUUUAUAAUUUCUCAGGAGUGAGUUCGGAGUCUUAAACACACCAACACAGCUAGGACACACUUAAGAGCACCCUGCACUUUCCAACCCCUAUUGCAAACAGAGAAAAGACACCGCACGUGGAUACAAGAGGUUUGCUGAACUACUGAUCCGUGCGUAUGGACUUCUAAAUGCUGAAUUAGAGCAAGGGGUUUGACUUUUUUUGUUGGUCGCAAUUGAAAACAGAAGCUGAUGAUUUAACUGCCCGACUCUGUGCAUGUGCUCAACGCACAAAUAAAAAGAUUAUUUUUUCAUUCAUAAUCCAUUUUUUUCCUCUAAAUAGUCCACUUUCUUCUCUAAAAUUGGCUCCUGUACAAACAGCCGCGUUGGAUCCCUCGGGUUACUGCGAGACUCCGGUGUACAACCCGGAUCUCUGUCCAAAUAUGAUCGCCGCCCAGGCCAAGCUGGUGUAUCAUCUCAAUAAAUACUACAACGAGAAAUGCCAGUCUCGGAAAGCGGCCAUCUCCAAGACCAUCCGGGAGGUGUGCAAGGUGGUCUCAGAUGUCCUGAAGGAGGUGGAGGUCCAGGAGCCUCGCUUUAUCAGCUCCUUAAACGAAAUGGAUAACCGCUUCGAGGGGCUCGAGGUCAUCUCCCCAACAGAAUUCGAGGUGGUCCUGUAUCUGAACCAGAUGGGGGUCUUCAACUUCGUGGACGACGGCUCUCUGCCGGGCUGCGCCGUGCUCAAGCUAAGCGACGGGCGGAAGAGAAGUAUGUCCCUCUGGGUCGAGUUCAUCACGGCUUCGGGAUACCUGUCCGCGCGCAAGAUCCGCUCCAGGUUCCAGACGCUCGUGGCGCAGGCGGUGGAUAAGUGCAGCUAUAGGGACGUGGUUAAAAUGAUCGCGGACACCAGCGAGGUGAAAUUACGCAUCAGAGACAGGUAUGUGGUUCAGAUCACCCCCGCGUUCAAGUGCACCGGCAUAUGGCCGCGCAGCGCUGCCCACUGGCCGAUGCCGCACGUCCCGUGGCCUGGUCCGAACAGGGUGGCAGAAGUCAAAGCCGAGGGUUUCAAUCUCUUAUCGAAGGAGUGUUACUCGUUAAACGGGAAGCAGAGCUCGGCGGAGAGUGAUGCCUGGGUGCUGCAGUUCGCCGAAGCGGAGAACCGACUGCUCCUGGGAGGGUGCAGGAAGAAAUGCCUGUCCCUGCUCAAGACGUUGCGCGACCGUCACCUUGAACUACCCGGGCAGCCUCUCAACAACUACCACAUGAAAACUCUUGUGUCUUACGAGUGCGAAAAACACCCGCGCGAGUCGGACUGGGACGAGAACUGCCUCGGGGAUCGACUGAACGGGAUUUUACUGCAGCUCAUUUCGUGCUUGCAGUGCAGGAGAUGCCCCCAUUAUUUUCUGCCAAGCCUAGACCUUUUCCAAGGAAAGCCACAUUCGGGCCUUGAAAACUCUGCCAAACAGACUUGGCGACUGGCGAGAGAAAUUCUAACCAACCCUAAAAGCCUGGAGAAACUCUGAGGUAAAAA